AUGGCUUCGCUAUCAACAAGCCUGUAUAUGGGAGCAUGGAUUAUUUCUUCGAAUUCGACAAUCUUAUUUAAUAAAUGGUUAAUUGAUACAGCUGGCUUUACUAUUUUAUUGGUAUCAAUACAUCUUAUUUUCGCCUCGAUUGUUACACAGAUUAUGGCUCGCACGACAACGAAGCUCGAUGACCGCCACAGUCUCCCCAAAACGUGGACCUUCUUCCUUACAACAAUUCUACCAAUUGGGAUUGUUUCAUCGGGCUCCUUAGUUUGUUCCAACUUGGUCUACCUCCACCUCUCGGUUGCUCUUAUUCAGAUGCUCAAGGCGGCCUCCCCCUUCACUGUGCUCAUUGUCCAAUGUAUGUUUGGCCUCGCCAACCCAACACCGGCCCAAAUUAUCAACAUCCUCAUUAUCGUUUUUGGUGUUGCAAUCGCCAGCGCUGGCACCUUAGAAUUCUCCUUUAUAGGAUUCUUCUUUCAACUUGGCGGACUUGGAUUUGAGGCUGUGAGAGUGGUCUUGAUUGAGCUCCUGCUCAGCCGCCAAGGACUGAAAAUGGAUGCUAUGACGGGUCUUUACUACUCCGCGCCCGUUGUUGCAGUAUUGAACCUAUUUUCCGCGGCCAUAAUUGAGCUGCCUCAUUUUAACAUGGCUGAUUUACAUCGCGUUGGAUUCUUUUUGUUGUUGCUAAAUGCUGCUGUUGCUUUUACUCUCAGCUUUACCAGUAUGGUCUUGAUUGGCAAAACAUCAAGCCUCGUUAUGUCUCUAUCAGGGAUCUUCAAGAGCCUUCUUUUAAUUGGCUGUUCUGUUGUUAUUUGGCAUACAAUACUUACGCCAGUUCAGUUAUUAGGUUAUGCUAUCACUCUACUUGCACUUAUUUACUAUUCAUUGGGUCGGGAGAAGCUUUUGGCAGGAUACCACGCUGUUAAUGAUUGGGCUUUUCAAGAUUGGUCGCUAUCUCUUAAGGGCAAAUUUGGUACUGGUACAGGUAUCUCACCACGGGGUGAAAUGGUCUUAUGGAUUGGCUAUGCCGUAUUUUGUAUUUGUGUGGUUACUUUUGCUUUACAUAUAGGGCAUUAA
Molecule: messenger RNA, 1071 nt
Organism: Fusarium odoratissimum NRRL 54006
Lineage: Eukaryota; Fungi; Ascomycota; Sordariomycetes; Hypocreales; Nectriaceae
Exons: 4
Coding region: 1-1071 (356 amino acids)
Cellular component (GO): endosome; trans-Golgi network; Golgi apparatus
Molecular function (GO): antiporter activity
Source: RefSeq, a predicted model, not a curated record